CCUACCACCCGUUAAAGAAAAGCGCGCGGAGAGCGCGCGCGCAUAGUUCAACUCACAAAGACAGCCAUUGAAACGUAAAUGCACUACGCUAACUAGCGGGCGGGAAUGGCUUUUGCGUAUUCAGCCUUGUCUAAGGAUCUCUAUUCUUUUUACACUGCCCACAUAAAUACUUGUGAAGAAAAUGUCUUCACCGACAAAGCAAGUUAGUGUCCGCCGGCUACCCCCGCUUCCAAAUCAAAUAACACUACGCAAUCUGAAGGAAAAUGGAAACCCGACCGAAGUCGCACAAACUGAAAGCCUCAAAGGAAAGCCUUCAGGAGGUAAGGAAUUGUUUUUAUUCAUUUUUCUGAAUGUCGUACGAUAAGUGCAGGUUUUUGCCCUUGGCAGUAACUGAUUUUUUCUUGAGGUUUCAUGAAGUAUGUUUAUAUUUUUCUCACAAGUACACCAUUUAAGUGAGGGAUGUAACUCAAUUGACAGCUCGCCGCCGUGACAUGAAUCAAAACGUUUUAAUCUUCAAUGAUACUUGAAAGAUUUGCCUUUACAAACUCUCUUUGAGAAAAAAAUAUAUAUAUCCGCGUUAGCUGAAUUGCAUCGCAUACCAAAGAGGAACGAUGGGAUAAAAUUACAAUGUACUGUAGGCUUUAUUACUUUUAAGUUUAACUGAAUUUUACAGUGAAUUUCUCCUUCUCCAGUAAUGAACCGGACAGACCAUUAAUAUGUUAACCUUUGAAAAUGUUAUAUUCAGAUCAAAGCCGGCCGGAAGAGAAACAUUACUCUUAUGUCGAUUAUCUCGACAUUUUGUCGCUGUCAGUAGAACGGUAAAACCGUUUUAAUUGCAUGAUUCGCAAAAAUCGAGGGUCGUAUUUAUUAUUAGCUUAUAAAUCAUGUAAGCUUAAGGUUAUGAUGUUUUCAGCUUAAAUGCCGGUCACACACUUUUCAGAGAUUCGGGAGCUUUUCUUUCUUUCCCCGUCUCUAUUUUUUUAAUCAAUUUCUUCGUGGACGAACUAUAUCUAUGCAAAUUUACUAUUACUCAAACGCGAGACAAAUUAACCAAAAAUCAGUAUGACCUGUUUAUUAGUUGAAUUUACAAAAAACAAAAUUUCAUGACAGUUUCGAAGGGUAAAAUAAUUAUAAUAACAACUUGCUUGUAUAACAUUGAAUUGCCAAGAAAAAUAUAUUUUGCGGAGAUUUUAUUCUCGAUAAUAGAAGUAAAAUAAUUUUAGCAACAGUCAUUACUUAUUUAUGGCUAACAAAACUUCUAGCAACCUCCAUAAAUGCAUGUCUAAUACGUCCGAAUUGUAUAAAAGCAGUCUAAGAGCGGCGGCAGACAAAAACAUCUGGCAAAGCUUUGUGAAACAUCGGAAAUGGAAUCUUGUUAAACCCGGAUUGAUUACUUUUCUUUAGAAAGCUAUUUGAAAAGCGAAUUGUAAACUUUUUGUGAAGCAACACACAAGACUACUUAGAACAAAUACCUUUUAGACGUAAACCGGAAGUUACCUUGAGUUAACAUUUCAACCAUUUCCGGUUAGUUAUACUCUGUUUCAAUUUGGAUGUCUACGAUUUAAAACAAAUCUCUAAAAGGAUAUAGCUACAUCAUAACGUGACGAACCGGCAAAAGUAGUGAAUCAAAAUUAAUUCACUUUUAGUCAAAAUAAGAGAGGCAUCCUGCCAAGUGUGAUAUUAAAAUGAGAGUCUCAUGCAGUUUUCAAUAUUCUACUCAUCUCAGUCAGGGUCAGGCCAGCUGCUGGGUGAUGGAUAAUCAAAAAAUCACACACUCAACUAAUUGCUUCAAACUUCAAAUUAAAAAUUAGAGCAAUGUGCAGUUCCAAGGUGGUCAUGUAAUUUUUUUUUUGGUGUUGUUUUCAUUAUCAUCUGAUUACUCCAUGAUAAAUGGUUGUCUCACUUUUUUUUUUUUCAGUUAAUGUAAAAUUUUUCAAUUUUUUUUUUCAGCAUUAAAGCUGUGUUCUCUAGCAGUGCAUGUUAACAGAUUGUAAUAAACAUUUUUUGCUUAAGAUGGAAGAAUGAAAAAAAAAGGUCAAAAUGUGUAUCGAUCAUUUCUUAUUUCAUUAUUAAAAAUUGAAAUUGAAUAGAACAAUAGCAAAUUGAGCCAAGCAUAAGCUGAGAUUUUCCUCCAGUUUUAUCAGUUUGAGAACAAAAUAACAAGUCAUUUUAUUAUUAAUAUUUUUAUGAUCAAAUAUUAUUAUUUUUGUUAUUGUUAUUACUAUUAUAUAUAGUAUUAGCAUUCAUCAACAUAUUUAUCAUUAUCAUUAUGCCUAGGAUACUUGGUGCCAUCAUUCCCUCCUUAAUGUAAUUAAAUGUCCAUUUACACUUCUAGUUUACAAGUGUAGCCAUUGAUUCAGAGACUGAAAACAAUAGCUACACUUGUAAAUUACAUUUGUACAAGUUUUACUAACUUGACCCCAGCACUUUUCACAGAAUCCUUCCUGACCUCAGCAAGGUUAUUCAUUGUAAAAUUUCCAUGCAAUAUGGCAUUCCCAACUGUCCCAUUAUUAUUAUAAAAAAAAUAAUAAUUAUUAUAUUAUUGUUUUUGUGAUUAUUUUCACCAGUGGUUCUCUCUGAAUUGCAAGUCAAGGAAUACCUUUUAGCAAAUCCUUGCAUCUUGGAAGAAUUUAUCAUGGCUAACACCAGCCAGGAACAACUUGAGAGAUGGUUGAUUAGAAAAACACAGUCCUUAGAACAUAUAACAGGAAAUAUAAACAAUGGUAUGUAUUUGAAUAAUGUAUAUUAGUUAUGUUUAUCUUUGUAUUCUUUUCUUCUUCUCUAUAAUUAAUCGUGAAGAAGAAAAUCCAAACUUAGCAAGAUGAAGAACAGUUAUUCUUAAUUGGGUGGGUGGGUUGGUGGGUGGACCUGGGGUGGGGGGUAGGGAAGUAGGAUGGGAUCUUUGGGAUGAAAGCUGUCUUUUAAGGGUAGUAACUUGUAUGAUCAGGCAAUAAUAAAGUAUGUUUUCUCACCAAUAAUAAUAAGUAAUCUUAGGUUUAAAUCAAAUAGGGUUUGUAGUUGGUGUAGCUGACUUCUGGGGGGUGGGGAGAGGGCUGCAGUCAUGUCUAUUUGUUUUGUCUGUUUCUUUUGUUGUAGUUUAUUACUUUUAUUAUCAUUAUCUUUAUCAAUAUUAUUGUCAUUGUCAUCAUUAUUGUCCUCGUUAUCCUCAUCCUCAUCAUCAUCGUCAUGGUCAUGAUCAUCAAAAUCAUUAUUAUUGUAAUCAUAACUAUGACAAAAUUCUCAGAUCUGUUUGGUUAUCAACUGCCCUGAUUCCAGCCUUAAUAGGACAAUUUAAUUAGACAGUACGUGUCAUGCCUGGGUAAUUGGACAGUAUGCACCAUCACGCAAGCGCCAAUAAAUGGCUUUUUUUCACUGCUAGCAAAAACAAAUUGGAAUUUCUUCUCUUUUGAUUUAAGAAAAGAGCCUUAUAUAUCACAAAUUUUGUUAAAGUUAGAUUAAUUGGUAACUGAACUUCGUGUUGUCUAAUUCAGUCUCUAAUCAUACUCGUGAUUAAACAAAUCAGACUCCUGCUAUGCGGUCGUCCGAUUUUGUUAAUCACUUGUAUGAUUACAGACCAAAUUGGACUCCACUCAGUCCUGGUACCAUUACUUAUCGCUAUCAUCACUAUCAUAAUCAUUAUUAUUAUUAUUAUAUCAUUUUAUUUUGUUCUUUUCUGUUGAUGUCAUUUUUGUUUUUUCUAGUUAAUUUUUCUUAAGAUCCUUACUUUCUGGACAAAUGCUCUCAGAGAUCUUUAAGUAACUUUGCUUGGGUACUUUACUGUAUAACCAUUAUAAGCCCUGCCCCAUGCCCCUCCUUUCUUAAUCACGGUUAGUUUGGGGAGGGGGAAGUUGAAAGGCGCUGCAAGGAGCACAGUUUUGUUGUGAAUCCUUGAAAGAUAAAGCCUUUCCAGUAUGAUGCCGCAGGUACAAAUGGAAAAUGUCAAUAUUUUGACUAUUGACUUAUGGCUUUUGCUCCUAUAGAAAGUUAGGAAGCACAGGCUCAUUUUUUAAAACUUUACUUGGCUACUAUGAAGUCUGAACAUCAUGACCAGACGGCUUUUAAUGCUGUUUCUUUUGUGUGUGUGUUUCUUUACAGGCCUGAGACCCUCACUCUCUAAAUGGAAGGUAUAUAUAGCCAUUCGAUUACAGUUCCUAGGCCUGUUUCAGGUAUUGAACUUUCCAUGUGCCAAAUUGAGUGCUCAUGUGGAAAACUCCACUGCCACUGUUGUUGCUCAUGAUUCAGCACAUGUAAAGUUGCUCAUUUGAAAAAGGGCAUUAAUUGUGUAAAAAGUUAUCUUAAUUAUUGUUCAGUAAUACGUUGUUGUAGUUGUUUGUUUUCCUUUUCUAGAAUGGUUUUAAGGUACGAGUGCAGGUCCCAUUGAGAAACUGCAAAUUCUGAAAGGACUGUUGCUCAUUCCCCAACCUGUGCACUUACAUUUUUAUAGGAAGUUGUGAAGUUGUUGGAAUAUGACCUGUGUGACAGGCGUUUGAAGGAAGGGAAAGGGAGUUUUUGCGCGAGACAAACGCGAGGGGCGCGGAAUACGGUUGGAGGGCAGGGAUUCCAUGCUUAAAUUACGGGUGACAAGAGGAUCCCACGAUCCUAAUCUCCAGGUUGCUAUUACGCAUGCGCGGCACGUACUUAGCCAGCAUCGUUUGGCCUUCCACUAAGAAUGAACGGAAUACACAGAACGUAGUCUUAGCUUCACUGCGAGAAUAGUCACCAAUUCCCAUCAUCUCUUUCCUUUUACACAGCCGGUUACUGGUCCUUCGGGACCGUAGUCUACCUAUUUAAAAUCACGUUUCCGGAUCUCCCUCCCCCCCUUCGCGAAGUUUUGCUAGCUGAAUUUUUUCCCACCGUCCUCCCCUUCGGCGACGUGUAUCCGUCUGCCCGUGUAUUUUUUGCUCAUUGACUUGCCAAAAUUUUCCCUAACUUAUCUAUAGCUCGGCAGUGAGUGGCUAUUAUUGCAGUGAAGAUGUAUUACGAUCACGCGCGUUUGAACCUUCUAUCACUCGUUCUGAUAACGCGUGUUUUGACCAUCUAUCCACGAAACUUACGCAAAAUACAGCGGUGGAACAAAAGCGUUUUGGGCUCAUCCUCGGAGUAACAAGCUGUUAAACCCACGGCUGACGUAAAACAAAGGCAACAAAGAAACCGGCACAAUAGAACCUAGAAAUAAAAAAGGUGCGAAACAAAGAAAAAGUUAUACCCGCGUUUUGACCCUCGAUCGUUGUCUCAAUCGUUGCUUUUCGUGGCGCCCCGAAAAGAAAUCCAGUAUAGUGUUAACCGAGCCUUAAUUUAUGGUUUUAUUCUUGUUUCUGUUUGUUUUGUCGUUUGUUUGAUUGUUUUGAAUUUCACAAAUUGAAAAUCGCUUUUAUUAUUAGGGUAAAAAGCUUAAAUGGCCGUAUUCACACUAGAGACGGAUUAUCCGUCUGAGACGGGUUAUCCGUUGGAUAAUUCGCAUCAGAGAGAUAAUACCGUCUUAAUUUACUUAUCGGGGGGGGGAGGGAGGGGGCGGGCGAAGUACAAAAAAAAUAUUCGCGCCAGGGAAAAUUAAAUGAAAAAAAUUCACGCACGCCAAUUAAUCCUAAAAAAUAUUCAUGCUAUGCCCCCCAAAAAAUUAAUACAAGGAAUUUGAUAACGAAAAAAAAAUUGCUGCGGCUCGAAAAUUCCCCUUCCCCUCCCCACCUCCCAUAACUUUUCUAAUGGUCCGUCCCUUAUCCAUCUGUUUUUCUGUCAAUUUUGACGGAUAUUGAAGAUGUAUUAUCCGUCUCAGACGGAUACUCCGUCUCUGGCGUGAAAAAGGCCAAUGUGAGUUUAAUGUUAAUAUCAUUAUUUGUAAAGGAGCUAGUAUUUCGCCAUUGAAAUUCAAGAUAUAUCGGUAAUUUGACUUGAACUGUUUGUGUUUGGGCUGCAGUUCUGUGUUCAUACCGAUAAGAGGAAAAUGCUUCAACAGCUGACAAGAGACAUCAAUCAACAACCAAAGAAAGUCAAGGUCAUGCAUGAGCUGGUCAAAAGUGUUGCAGCAGGUCAGGUUACUUUCUUUCCUCCUUCCUAUGUAAUCCUCCGUUCGUUCAUUUGUUCUUAACUAAGAAUACGUGUAUCGCAGAAACCCUGCGAUGCUCGAGGAGGGUGGCCCGUACAAUUUUAGGUAUCAGAGGGUGGGAAAGAAACAGAGUAAAUUGUGAUUGGGGAGGGAGGGAGGUACAAUACCAGCUCUAAAAUUGGAAGUUGAGACACACUUUAACUCCUCUUGGUUGAGGUGAAUGCGAACCCAGUCUCUGCCAACAUUGAUUAUAAUUCUCCCCAUAUCGGCCUUCAUGAACAGUGUUGUUCCUGUUUUAUGAUAAUUACGUUAGCACGUCAUCGGUGAACCAAUAUGUGUCUUUCUUUACAGACACAUUACUUGUACCUCUUACCUUCUGUUCUUGUUCUUAUGCACGAAGUUUGUUUAUGUUUUGUUAAAUUCCUUUUUUUUCCCGUCAAUCUCGUUUUAAUAAAGAAUUUGCUCGUUUUGCAGCCACUCAUGCAAACACGCAUUCUCUUUACUUGGUUGACAAGAACGGACGAGUAAGUGUUGAUCAGAUACAAUUUAAAUUCGAACGCGUGUAGUCUGAGAAAACAGCCGUCAUUUCGCAAUGUCACCAUUGGCUUUCCCCGCGAAAUGACGUCCGAGGAAAGAGCGCAGUAAUUCCAUGCUAUACUGAUGCCUUGUCACUAUUGCCUUUGAUUGGUCAUUCCGCGUGAGAAAUUUGCUUCAACCAAUCAGAAGCAUUGCCUGGAUCUGGGUAGUGACGCUUCAUGAGUAUGGAAUUUCUGUGCUCGUUCCUGAGGCGCGUCAUUUCGUGGGAAAACCAGUGGUGGCGACGCGAAAUGUCGGCUGUUUAUUCAGGCUAUUGCCUUUGAUUGGUCAUGCUGUGUGAGAAAUUUGCUUAAACCAAUCAGAACCACUACCCAGAUCUGGGUAGUGACACGUCAUCAGUAUGGAAUUUCUGUACUCGCUUCUUAGACGUCAUUUCGCGAAGAAACCAGUGGUGGCGUCGCGAAAUAUCGGCUGUUUACUCAGGCUAAAACACAUGUAACAAUUCAAGCUGUUGUAGCAAAACUGAAUGCAAGGCUGGGAGUACGGCAAAAGGCUGAUUUAUUUGAGGCCAAUAUUUCGGCCAACAAAUUAGACAAAAUUAUUGCCAGCCUUGCAUACGGUUUUGUUUUAAUUCCCACUUCAAGUGACUUCUGGCAAUAGCGUCUCUACAUCAGAGAUCCGGCAAGAAAGAACCAUGCAGUCGUUUUUAUUUACCCGUUGAGUGGACUUCUGCAUUCAAGGGUUUUUACUAAGCUAGCUGUUGCAGUCAGUGACGAAAAGUAAGGGAAAACAGAUGAGCCAGCGCCCAUAUGAUUUGGAAGAGACUACUGAUUUCAGUAUAGCGAGCGUACGUCUUAAACAAUCAUAAAGCGAGACGAUAAAAAACACUUUCUCAACCAUAAAUUACAGUGAUGUCUCUUAUUGCAAAGCACUGUAAUGAGCUCUUAGUUCUCAAUCCGUAGAAUUAAGUCGCAAUAGUCCAUUUGUCCGCAAUUAAGAAUGGCGGGGUUUGGAGAAGGUGCUUUUAAUUGUUAUUUUUCUAAGGAGCUGAGAACAUUUGGACCCUUUAGACAUUUUCUCAAUUGGCUUUUCCUGCGAUCAAAAGUUAAUCGUUUGGAUUUCAUUUUUCAAAGGGUGCCAACAAAUAAUUGAUGGUUUUGGCUUAGGUAGCUUGUCCAUAGGCCCUAUAUACCGGUAUAUAUUUUCUCAAUUAGAGAUCGUUGGGCGCGCAUGGAAAUAAAAACCACGGGGGAUUUUUUGACCGCAAGCGCUCGUUCUCGCGCUCCGCGAGGAAAAACCAGGGAAAACGUCUGUGAACGGUUUUUAUUUUAGUUUUUGUUUUCUGUGCGCCCGCGUUCCUUCGCGCAAAUCACGUUGUUAAAAAGGACACUGCAGGCCUAACGGCUGGAAUUUGAGCCUAUUAUAGCUCUGGCCAGGUUUUUAUUUAAUCUUUUCGCCUUUGUUUGUUGUUUGUUUUUUUUUUUCACAGGACAUAUAUCUAUACUCGGAAACUAAACCAAGGUAAGAUUUCAGUAUAAAAUAUUACUCUUAUAAAUACAACUACUAAAUGUCCUUAGUGUUAGUAUAGGUUAUGAGGUGCGAGUGAUGACUCACUUUAUCUCGACAGUGCUUGUAUUUCAACUUGUUUUCGUUGUUGUUGUUUGUUUGUUUGUUUGUUUGUUUUUUGUCUUGCACUCUGCCUUACUAACUUUAAAAUGCCCGCGAUUCAGUGUCUUAUGUUCGUUCAAACUCAAAGUUUUUUUUUUGCCGUUAAACAAAAUUGGGAAACGUGCUUUUCUUUAUCAACCGCAAACAUCUAUUGAUGUAACAAAAUUGUUGAAUAUAUUCACGCCCAUAAUGUAGAAAAUUUCACGGUUACAGCUUUAGAGAGGACCCGCAAUUUCUCCAUCGCAAAUGCUGUAAAUUUUCAAGUCAUCCACAUAACAACUUGGCCGUCAGAUAAUUGCUUGCGUACGUAACAGUCGAUCGUUUCCGUUUUGGAAACGACUGCUCCGCAUUGAAUCACCAAUCAGCGAUAACUGCAAAAAAUAUGUGCUAAAAUACAACGUAUUGUUUAUUUGUUUCUUUGUUAAUUGCUUUAUGCAAUAUGUUUGUCGUAGAUCGCGAUCUCUCUGCCGUCAAACCAUUGGAAAAGGAGGCACUGUGGCCGCGUAUGUGGCGGAGACUGGGCAGAGACUGUUUGUGAAGGACAUUCUUGGGGUAAAUUGUGGACAGCCAUUAAUUUUAUUGUUACGUGUAUUUUUACUGUCUUAAAUGGUGAAAUGUUUUAUUUUUGAGACUCAGUCAUCACAGAUUUUGAUAGUUGAUUGGUCUUGUUUCACUCACAAAAAAAUUAUUUCAAGGUGAUGUUGUUUCUGAUACCUUUAUUUCCUCGAAAAUCGUGGAUAACUAAUGAUUUUGAACUCCUUUUACGCAGGAUGAAAGAUUCCCUAAAGGAAUUGGUAUCGAAGGUGCGUACUACCCUAACAGAAUGGUUGGCGGAAAGUGAAUAAUUGAACUGUAUUCUAUGGUAGAUUAAAUUGGUGACCGUAUAAAGACUCAAACAGCGCUAGCCUUCAUGUACUUCUUUCUAAAGUAGGGGCUUGAAAAGUCAAUUCGUUCAUAAGGAACAAGUAUUACAUAUAUCAACAUACCAUAAACCCCAUACAAAGAAAAUUGGGUGCUCCCUAUGUUUUUACGAGCCCAAGUAACGAAAAUGUCUACCAGCCUCUGUGACGGACAUCUGUACCUUCAAGAGACCUGCUAAAGGUGUACUUCAUCUCAGACUAAUUGCAGCCAGGAAAGUAAAUUCUAAAGAAAUAAAACCUUCCGCCUAAUUUCCACGGAGAUUUUUGAAUAAUUUCUUGUGGUAGUUUUCUAUCCUAACUACCUGUUCUUAAUCUCUUUAGAGUGUCUAAGUAGCUCUGUUGACUAAGAGUAUGAAAUUAGUAUCCCUGUGCUUUUGCCGUACCUCACGUGUAAAGUACGAAUUGGACUGACUGAACAAGUAGCGUGUACCUAUUGAUUUUGGUCAAGAAAGAAACUUACCAUGACUAUAACACUGGUAGUCUUUACACUAGAGCCUAAAUAAGCUAAGAAAUAUUUCAAGACAAGUAAAUUUUAAAAUCUUCAAGUAAAAGAAAGCUUCACACACAACGUAUCUGUUUUACUUCAGGUUUAUUUAAGCCUGUUUUCCCACGCAACAUAAUUAAGAUUGAUUGACAUGCUUCGCAUUUUUCAAAGCUUAGAAACCGCAAGUUUGCUAAUUCGCUUUUAAGGAUGGUUUUCAAGUCACUUGAAACUUUCUUGAAUCGUUUCAACUUUCGGACUUUAAUGAGAUGCAAAGUAAAGUUACUUGAGAUUUUACUUAGGCCUUCACACACGCAUUUUUGGUUAAGUAAAACUUAGCAGCUCCUAAGUCUUACUUAACGGCCUAGUGUAAAGACAACCACUGUUUGUUUUCCAGAUAGUACAGCUCAGUCCGUACUGUGUCAGCCAAUUGUACAAGCUGAUGGAGCUAUAGUUGGUAAGAGGGCUUGUCGAUGACAUAGACCGCCAUAAUUGUUGUGUUUUCAAAAACCUAUCAGUUAUAAUUAUCCAUCAUUAUGAAAGACACCUUUUCGUAUCCAACUGAGCUUUGUUAACAACCUUUGCUUAAUCUUUGCAUAAUGUACUAAGCUUUAUCAAGAAAACAUAAAAGGACUUUUCUUAAGGUAACUGGUUAAUUUACUCUUUCGUACCAUCACCCUACUGGGGGAAAGUGGCUCAAUACGGUCAGUGAUUAAUAUUGACAAUGAAGAAAUAUUGGUAAAAAUCGUUAGUGCUUGUUGCUUUAUGCACACAGUUGAAGUUUUCUAAAUCAGUGCGUGCUUCACACGGCUUGUAAAUCGCUCGGAUUGUUAACUGAAGUUAACACUUAUUUUGCAGGUAUUGUAGAGUUGGUUAAAACGUUGGGAAACUCAACUUUUGAACGGGAAGACGAAGAGGUAAAUAAUUGUUUACAUCCAAGUAUCAAGUAAUAAAUAAUUAUGUAUUUAUUUAUUAUUUUGUGUUUUGUGUUUGUUUAUUUCUUGUUGAUUCCAUAAUUUGUUUGGUUUUUCGUUCUUUUCGUUUUCUAAAAUUAUUUAUUUAUUUAUUCUUGUUUCGUGCAGCAACUUCAUUAAUAUGUAAUCAGGACUAAGAAAGACUUUUUUUACCUGACUGUUUUGUCUGUUGUUUCCAGAUCGUCAAUAGCUACCUAGCAUGGGGAAGUAUUGCUAUACAUCAUGCCGAGGUGAGUGGUUUACUGACUGCUCAGUCACGCAGUUAGUCAAUCAAUCAUUGUGCCAGAUACUUAGGUGGUCAGUCAGUCAGCCAGCCAGUCAUACAGACAGACAACCAUUCAGUCAGUUAGUCAGUCUGUCAGUCAGACAGUCAAUCGGUCAGACAGUCAGUCGGUCAACAGUCAGUCGGUGAGUCAGUCAGUCAGAGAAACAGAUUAUCAUUCAGACAGUUAGCCAGACGAGUCAGUCAGUCAAACAGGCAGAAAUUCAGUCGAGCACCUAAUAGGUCACCAUUAAGUCUUCAAGGAAACAAUCAGCCAGUUAUCUUAGACUCAUAUCAACCAACUAAUUUUAAAUUAGUUUGUCAUUUUAAUGUAGUCAGUCAUUGAAUCAGUACAGUCAGACAUUGAAUCAAUAUGGCUUUGACCUUUCGCCCGUUUAACCAGCACUUUGCUCAUUGAUCAGUGUCCUGAAUGUUUUUCUUUUGCCAUACCUUUUAUGCUGUCGAAAUCUCCUUGUUAUAGCUCGUGUGCGUGAGGAUGUGAACUUUAAACUCCUUUGUGAUUUACUAUCUGGAUAACUUGAUAGUCAUGGCUUUGCUGAUUGUAAUUUUGGUCAUUUAUUGCCAUCUUAUUUUAGUUCGCUUCCAAAAUCGUGAACUACUCAUAGCUGUCAUUUCGUGCAAUAAAAUAUUUACUCCAAUUUUUGUAUUUAGCUUUCCAAACAAAUGCAAAAGCAGAAAGACCUGAACAGCUUCUUACUAAGUGUUGUAAGGUAAGUGAAAGACAAAAAAUGAACUUGUUACAAGAGCUGAAGCAGCUGAGAUAUUUGCCUUGCGAGGCGCUUGCCUCAAAUGUUUGGAUUCCUCGUUUGUACGGCGGGCUUUAGACCUCACAAAAGUCUUUUUCAACCGACGUUUAAUGAGGGAAAGCAACCAUUUUUUUUACCAGAGAUUUUGGAGCUGAACUAAGAUACUUUUGGUGUCAAAAACAUCUUUUCCUUUUAGAUAAGGAUUGGAUACCAGUAUUGUAGAAAGUUUUAGGACAAGUGAACGCUCUUCAAGAGUACUUAUUUUAGACUGAGUUUAGCUUGCGAGAAAGCUCUCUAUUUCGAUCGGCUUGCGAGGCGAGCGGCGAGAAAAGGGGCUGAUUCUCGUGAUUUUUUCUCCUAAAAUGAAAAGCUUGCUCUCAGGCUAGGUUGAGUUGAGUAUUCAAGGCCUUUUCACUGCUAAAUUUCACUGUCUUAUUAGCCUGAGAAAACAGCCGACAUUUUGCGACGCCACCACUGGUUUCCUCGCGAAAUGACGUCUGAGCAACGAGUGCAGAAGAUCCAUACUGAUAACGCGUCACCUGCCAAAUCUGGGUGAUACUUCUGAUUGGUCCUAACUUGCGAUCAGGCGGUUCUUCUUCCCUUUAAAAAGAAAAAAAAAACGCCUGAACGCAGGUUAGAUUGGUGCUCCCGCGAGGGAAAUUUGUUUCAACCAAUCAGAAGCACUACCCAGAUCUGAGUAGUGACACUUCAUCAGCGUGGAAUAUCUACUCUCAGACGUUAUUUCGCGGAGAAAACACUGGUGGCGUGGCGAAAUAUGGGCUCGUCUUUCAGGUUACUUUUAUAACGAUGAUUUGAGUUUCUUUGUUGGUAUCAUAACCAAAGUUCUUUUUUGUCAGAUCCAUCUUUGACGAAGUCAGUACGAUGGAUGUCGUCAUCGAAAAAAUCAUGGUAGGAAUUGUGUUGCAAGGACAAUUAACUGGAAUUAAUAUUUUGAUUAACUGUUUAUUCAUUCCUGAAAACCGUUUCAUUCUGACAGGCGUUUGCCAAGCGACUCGUUAGUGCUGAUCGAUGUGCACUGUUCAUGCUGGAUUCCAAGACAGAAGAGUUAUACGCUAAUCUGUUUGACGAAGGUGAUGAAGAUGGUUCUGAAUACAAAUUCAGAAGUGGAGUGGAAAUAAGGUAAACAGCAGUGGUUUUAAAACUACAAGUGCACUACAACGGCUCAACCGGAAUUUUAAGGUGUUUGCAAGAAUGUGCUUUGGGCAAGGAAGUGAAUAGUCUAAAUUAUUUGCACGAAAUGAGAUAAAGUCUAUGGAAUCUUCCUAGUCUGUCAGGAAAAUUAUACUGUAUUUAGGCGCUGGCAAUAUCAAACUGAAAUCGUCGUGAGGUACGGUACCUGCACUAAUUUGUGCUAAAUUUUCUCCGAGCUUGUUACUCUUUAUAAGAAGAAGAAGAAGAAGAAGAAGAACCUUUAUUAAUUUAUACCGCUCAGGGUAGCCCCUUCAGACGCAAAAAGCUGUCUGUUAUCAAUGGGAGCCCUGAGCAAAAUGAAUUUAAAAAAACAGGGAUCACAGUGCAGUCAAUUAACAAUUAUUGGAAUCGUUUAUCGCAAAAUAUCUUGAUUUGUUAGUGGCGAGCAGAUCAGUUGAUCUGCGAGAUCAAAAUAUUUUGUGACUGCGACAAUAUUGAAUUAAUGCAGUUUUCAUUUUAGACUUUCAAAAAAGUCCUUCUUCGGAUUUGAUAUGGUGUGAGACAACCUCUCGCGACUUCGUCUCUCGCUCGGCCGCUUUGCGGCCUCAAAGGUUCGCUUCACUCGCUCGGAAACUCGUGAGGACGACUAGUGGCAAGUGUAUUCUCAUUUGUACUAUGAACUCUUCUUGCCAGGUUUCCUAUGGACAAAGGCAUCGCCGGUUACGUAGCAAGUACAUCUGAGGUCCUAAACAUCAGUGACCCGUAUCGAGACUCGCGCUUUAACCGUGAAGUUGAUAUGAAGACUGGAUACAUUACCAAGUCCAUAUUAUGUGUUCCUGUCAGAUGCAAAGGAAGGUGAGAAAUGCACAGCAGCUGUCGGAGAGCAACUAAAUCGCCCUUUUCGUGUAGACACAUUGAGAAUUCUGCAAUGCUAAUAGGUCGGAGGAGGGUCUGGAGGUCGAUGACGAAAAUUCAGAGUGCGUGCGAAAAUGGGAACAUGAAGAGAAAUUAUCAUUUCCAUAUCAUUAUCAUUAUCGUUAUCUUCAUCGUUAUUGUUAUCGUUAUCGUUAUCGUUAUCGUUAUCGUUAUUGUUAUCGUUAUCAUUAUCGUUUUCGUUAUCGUUGUAGUUAUCAUUGCCAUCAUCGUUAUCGUUAUCGUUUUCGUUAUCAUUAUCGUUUUCGUUAUCGUUGCCAUUAUCAUUACCAUCAUGAUUAUCGUUAUCGUUAACGUUGUCAUUAUCGUUAUCAUUGUCAUUCUUACUGUUACCAUUAUCAUUUUUUCUCACAGCCAAACUUGGUCACCAGCCUCGCAGGUUACAUAUAACAUUAGGAAAAGUUCUCAACUUUCCUUUUCUGAUACCAUAGGGAAAAACAACAGCACUUGAAGCCUUUCAACUCAUUCGUUCGGUUAAGUUUUGUUUGAAUGAUUAUGUCACGUGAUGGGAUCCUUUCCAACAGCGAGAAUUUGAUAAAAGAUAAUCAUGCACUUAUUAACCACUUUUCUAUCGCUUGUUUAAUAGCGUCAUUGGCGUGGUACAGAUGGUAAACAACAGGAGGGGAUUUUUCUCACCUGAAGGUAAAAAUAUAAUGUUGGUAACCUGCUUCUGUGCUCCUUUAGUCUCUUUAAUUCCCUUAUCUACAUAAUACAAGCCAAGUAGCUAUGGCAACAGUUUGCCCCUAUCUGUAUCUCCGCUUGACUGUGAUCUCUUGCAAACAAAGGAAAUUGACAAAAAGCUAAGUGUAAAUCCACCGUUAGGGGUAGGAGACAAAGAAAAUUUGGAGCAUCAAACUAGGUUAAAAAAUCUUAACCUGAAUUUAUAAUCGUUGCCUACAACGUAUAAACGUUCUUGUUGCAAUUUAAAGCGUAUUGAUAUAGUCUUCCCACUAAUCUAUUACUUCUGUGUUUACAAAUCAUCGCACCUUUUUCGUGUGUCAUGUUCUAGAUGCUCGAUCGUUUGAACUGUUUGCUGGUUACUGUGGGCUGGCUCUUCACUACAGUCAGGUUGGUUUAUACAAAGCAAAUGUUUUGGUAUACAGCGUGAAAUUAGCCUGAACUCAUGAGCAGUUCGAAAAAAGUGAACGGAAAAGCGAUGUAGAUUAUAUUAAAUCAUCUACUUAGCUUUUUCAGUAACCUUUGUGUAUUGAAUAAUAGGCCUUUCUUUCACUCCAAUCCAGUGAAAGAAGUUUAAGAUUGAGUAGACAAAGUCAUACAAAUCAUGGUCAACUCAAGCCUCGAGAUGGUGCCUAGUGUUAUGCGGGAAGUCGAUUUCGAUCUGUUUCUAUAUUUAUGUUUCUCAGCUAUAUUUACUUAUUUAUGCAUUUAUUUAUUUAUAUAUUAAGCAAUUUAUUUAUUUUUCACUUGAUUACAAUCUUUGUUUCGCCAGAUGUACAGCCAGUUGUUUAAGUCCCAACAGAAGCAUCAAGUUGCCUUGGAAGUACUCACUUAUCACUGUUGUGUACUGGAGAAUGAAACCCGACAGCGACGCGAGGCAGUAACAUCAUGCGUUCUACCCAAUGACUUUUACAGGUAAGAAUCAUGGGUUGGAUAUUUUCUGGCCUUUGCAACCCAAUUAUUAAACUGUGAAAGAACAGGUAGCACAAACUUCAAAUAGACUAGUGAUGAUCAAAGGUUAGGGAUCGUGGACGAGUUCGAUGUAAACGCUCAUGAUAGAAGGUCAAAACACCCGUGAUCAGUUGAUGUGUUAUAGCAGGUCCAAACAGAGGUCCGAACGCGCGUGAUGAGAUCAUGGAUAAUAGAAAGACUGGAUAGGAAACUGGCUGACGCGAUCGGUUCCAACAUAGUAGAAAAAUGUGACGUCACAUUAUCGAGAGCCAUUCAACCUCAUUCGACGUUUUGCGCGUCUUAUGUUUCCUCGCAUAUUUCACUAUCUCUGUCUUCCACUAUACAUAUUAGCCAUGUUUUGAAGUAAAGGAUGAAGAGGACUUGCUCUUGGAGAAGACAGUUAGAGGGUACAAAACCGGUAGAGGCAGAAGACAGAGUAAAUAAUUAUGAAACUUGUGAGAGCGACGAAUGACUCCAGUGCCCGAUAAUUUUAUGCACCAAACGGGAAGCCUAGCUACAUAAAAAGUAUGCGAAAACUUACAUGUAUACUGCUACAAAACACCUGUACAAAAGGCACAGCCUAAUUUUCUUCAAACCACAAGAAAACCGGAAAUAAUUUCAACCCUUUUUAUCACGAUUUUCACGAUUUCUUUUCUACUUCAAUCGACAAGCUCAGCGAGUGUCAAAUUUUAUAAGUUAGCAACUGUUGACAAAAUGAUUUUAUUAGCGGUAAAAGUACCCAGCUCAAACAGGCGUUUAAUUUUCCCUUCAAUUUUAUUUACGGACAACCAGUGACAAGAAGUCGUAUUUGAGAAAUAUAAAAAAGCGGCGAAAAGCUCACAGCAGAGAAAGGAAAUUUGCUUGCGGACCACCGUGGAAACACCGUUUCUAAACUUUUUCAAAUCAAUUUUCAUUGUGAAGCAAGUUGUUUUGUAAUUUUCAGGUAUAAAUAUACAGUGACCCAAGGUACUUUUCAGUCAGGUCUCUGAAAAAGCGAACUGCAACUCUUUUAAAAAUGUUAUGUAAAACGGUUAAUUGUUAACUACUAGAAUACAACUGGGAAGCAAACUCUCCUGGUUAAUAGUAGAACCUUCACAUCUUUUUCAUUUCCGCUUGUCUUCCAUAAGGCUUAAUAAAACCUAGAAAGGUAUUAUCUUUGAAAUACUGACCUUUUUUGGGAUGAAACAGAGUUUAGGCUUUUGUGUAGUGUUAAUGAUAUGGAUAGGGAAUACUGUAAAUCACCUCUGAAAUAAACAUAAACACUAUUCCCAAAGAAAAAUAGAAGCUGCUUAUAUAUAUGAAAAAAACCCGGUAACAUCAGGUGUUAUGGGGUUUUUGUUUAGUCUGAGGUAAGUGGAUGAGGGAUUGAAAAAAUAUGACUGUCUGGUCACAUUAUCAUGUUGUUGAAAGCAAAAUUCAUACCUCAAACAAGUACAGGUAUUUGUUUUAUUAAUUUGAUUUAGAAUAUACCUUGGUAAGGUUUAUCAUCUACAGGUACAUUGUUACUUUGGAUCUCUAAAAAGCCGAAUACAAUAAUAGUGCUAAUCAAGUCCAUCUUUGGUUUGAAAAACAAUGUGAUUCAGAUAUAGACCGUUUCAGGGAAGAACACUAACCAAUUUAAACACAUGACUCUGUAGCUAAUACAAGCAUUGACCCUCAAACACAAUCAAUUUGUCCCACUCACAAAGAAAUAAUAAAUACACUUCAGAAGUGAUAAAUAAAGUUUCUGAUCAUAAAUAAUUUAGAUGCCACCUUCUGGCUCUCAUGCAUGACAAAAGCAACUUUGUUGCUGUUUGAUACAGAAAGAUUGAUUGAUUUGUGCCCUCUCACAAGAGUACUUGACCACAAUUUUACUGUCUUCAUUGACCAUGUGUGUUCAGCAAAUCCUACAAGAAAGAAAAACAAAAGGAAAGCUAAAACACUGUUCAAAAAAAGAACAACAGCACUUAGGAGACUAAAAGGGGGACAAAAAUGUCAGUAGGUGUUUUCCCAUUGAUGCAACAAUUAUUUAUAGUUUAUGUAAGGGAAAAGUACAAAAUUUAUUCGAGUCUCUUCAGUGCCUUCGAAUACAAGCUGCGAGGAGCGACGUGAGGCGAUUGUAUUCACUGGAUAUGUAAUGUAGUAGUUUUAUUUUAACAUUAAAAGAUGAGCGAAAUUAAUAUACUGCUUUACGAACAGUUCUCAACACAAACUUGUCGGUCGAUUGGAACUUUGCACACCGUGUGCGUACACUUACUCGGCGCCAGCUCCGAACGUAGUUAGUUUCAGCCAUUUUCAAAUGAAAUUUAUGGCUGAAAAAUAACAGCAUUCAGUCUGUAACUAUGCCUAUGCCACAAUUCCAUCCUUAAAACAUCUGUCAAUCGAAGUUAAGAAUAGAAACAAGAAGAAACCUUCAUAACAAAGGCGUGCCAAAACAGUCGCCAAGUGUACUAAAUAUGGCUCUGGUAAGGUCAAUUUUGGGACGCUAUUUUCUCAAAGACAAGGACAAAUAACACAAAACAACAACAAGAAGUGCUUACCUUGAAGGUUCAAGUGUGGCUUUGAAGGAUCGCAAUCGCCGUAAGACAACAAACGAAGGAAAAAACACCCACCAAAGAUUAAAGUAGCACUAAAAAAUCCGAAAAAGAACAACAUGCAGGCAAAGAAACCCUACAUUUCGACUGGUUUGCGCCACAUUUUCGCCAUCGUUUCGUCACAAAUCUCCACUAUGAUGGAACAAUCCAACGCCAUCUUGGAGCACGAACUAACCAAUUGGCGAUAAGAAAUCAGCCCACGUGACAUAAGUUUCCUAUCCAGUCUUUCUAUUAUCCAUGAUGAGAUUGCGUUCUAUGCAUUCCAUUCAUUCUUAGUAGAAUUCCAAACGAAUGCUGACUACAACGUGCCGCGCAUGUGUAGUAGCAACCUGAAAAUUAGGACUGAGGACUCCUCUGGUCGCCCGCAAUAAAUGAAUCAAUGAAUAGAUAAAUAAAUGCAAAAUAUACCGAUUCUCGCCAGCAGAGGGCUAUUGUUAGAAAUGUCAUCUUAAAACUAACGGCCUUAUUGAUUUUACAUCUUGUACUUAUUAGUUAUGUAAAGCUUAUAUAAUUAGUUAUCUAAAGAGCUCAGUGGGUUUUCAUAUUCUGGAGGAAGAAAAGCUGAAGUUUCCGCUUAGAAAUAGCAAUUUCCUUCUUGCAGGUUUGCAACCUCGAUUGUGCUUGUUUAUUUUUCGUUCUUUCUUUCUAAAUCUUGGUUUUAGUGAUUAUUAGAAACUGCCGAGAGAGCGCAAACGACUUAAGCCUGCUAUGAAUGCUACAUGUAUACCCGCCUUAACUGAUUGUUUUCCUUCUUUCAGUUAUGAAUUCAAUGUCUAUCAAGAUGAUGAAGAUUUGACAAAUUAUUUCAUUCUCAUGACGACAGAUUUUUUUCAGGAGUGCAAUGUCAGGUAAGUUGAAAGGUUGAAAUCUGGCGAAAGGUGAAAUCUCAACAAACGUGGGUAAUCCAGUUGACCAAUCAUAACUUGUAGCAAAUCUUCAAUUGUCGAAACAAAGCGCAGGAAAGACUUUUCAGUAAGUUAGGACUGGAAGUUUAAUGUAUCUUGUCGUUUGGUUGAUAAAGUUGCGCGAGAUUUUUGGCCAAUCAUAAAGCGUAGCUCUUUUUUUCAUAACACUGUUUAAUGUCCAUCGCGUAGCAAGUGGUUGCCAGAGCCUUAAGGGCUCUUUUCCUUUCUGUUUGUUGCUGUUGGUUUUAUUAUUAUUGUUAUUAUUGUUAUUUUCUUUUUUCGAUUUCGUUAUUUCCUUUUCUUUCUCUCUUUCCUUGUUUUUCCCCCAGACUUGAUCUAGACACACUUAUUCGUUUCACCUUGACUGUCCGUAAGGGUUACCGUCCUGUGGCAUAUCAUAACUGGGCGCAUGCCUUCUCUGUGGCACACAGCAUGUGCAUCGUCAUGAAAGAAGCCGCUGGAAUAUUUACCUGGGAGGAGGUAUGCUGAAUACGUUGAAGACGAAGGAGUUGUGUGACAAAAUUGAGCUUAAGUCCCCCAUUAGAAACUGAUCACCAAAUUGGGUGAAAUAUAAAAAUAAACGGAUGGGCGAUCUUUUGUAAUUUGCAUUAAUUAGUUUUAGUGUUUGGGCCAGUCUUGUUCCCAAGAAUUGAAACAACCCUCAGAAAAUCGUAUUACACUGUAUUCGUUGAUAUUACGAGCGUUAAGAAAAAACGCCCCUUUUCAAGUACAUACACAUGCCAGAAUGAUGGCAUAAGAGGGGCGCCGGAUACCCUUGCGCACACGUUUUAUGUCAGUUCCGAGGCAAACCACUGCUUUGAAUAAUCAUAACUCUGUGCUACACUCUGUCAUGAGUGUAGCAUCCUGUGAGGACCAUGCAAUGCCUUAAGCGUCCUAUGUGGCGAUGAAUUAUGAAUGAAUUACAGUCGAAACUAAGAUAACAGACAGACCAGUCCAUUCUCAAAGAGAAUUCCAUUGUUAGUCAGGACCGUUCACUGGGACCUGUUUCUCGAAAGUCCCGGAAAUUUUUUGGGUCCUAAGGCAAAUUUUGAAUUCAAAACCUGUUGAAUAGCGCAGUUCGUAGCUCACAUACCGAUUGAUUUUAAUUAUUGUUAACUGAUACUUUCAUUGUAUCGUUUUCAAAAUUACUAAUCUUGAAUGCAUGAACACGACAAUCAUAAAAGAGCUUUUCGGGCCCGAAAAGUUAUCGGGACUUUCGAGGAACGGAUCCAAGAUCGCAACUCCAACCCUAAACAGAAUGCACCGCGGUGAUGGUUUUUUGUGGAAGCACUUUUCACUAGCGACGGAGUCGGAGUCGGAGUCGUAAGAGCGCUUAUGACCUUGUGAAAAUAAAAAAUCGGAGUCAUAAGUGGAGUCAUAAGCUCGACGGAAUCGGAGUCGGAAGAGUCGGAACGUUUGCAUUUUCUUCUGACUCCGUCGCUUCGUUCCGCUUAUGAUCUAGUGAAAACCAGAUUGUCGGAGUCGGAAGCAGAAGCGGAAGGAUAAACCAAUCACAAUGCACGUUCCCACGCUUUGUGCGGAUUGGUUUAGUUUUUCCGCUUCUGCAUGCGACUCCGACCAACCAGUUUUCACUUGAUCGUCAGCAGAAUCAGAACGCUGUUUACAGUAGAUCGUAAAGUUCUACACUUCUGAUUACGACUCCUACACCGACUCCGUCGAUAGUGAAAACCAGCCUCAAAAUAGCUGGUUUCAGUUCUGACCCUUUGUGGGGCUCAACUGACGUAUACGUUACGUUGCAUUUUUAUCGUCAGCUAUGCGGACACCUCUCCAAGUGGAAACUGUCUUCCGGUCCUAUAUGCGAGGUUCGACUGUAUGGACUUAGUGUCUUCUAACAUUUGGCGUAGUGGCGUUUUAAUAUUUAACCAAACAUCUUAUCAGAAAAAAACCUCUUUUUUUUCCUCAGAAAAUCGCGUUGUACCUUUCGUGCAUCAUUCACGACAUUGAUCAUCGCGGUUACAACAACGCGUUCAUGAUCAAAAAUAAGUCUCCACUGAGUCGUCUGUAUUCCACAUCGACCAUGGAAUGGCAUCAUUUUAAGCAGGGAGUUUUUAUCCUCGAGGUAAGACCAUACGUCUUUCCUUACAAUUCUCAAUAGACUCAUCCACCGAUGUUUUCAACCGUUUUGGUUGGGACCUGUUAGCAUAAAUCCAUUACACCGCUGGAAAGAGCAUCUUAAAUCAGCCAAUUUGUUAACUUUUAGAAUGAUUUGUUAAAAACUAACGAAGGUAUAGCUCUGCAAAGUCGCGUAAUUUUACAGACGUUUGUAUGGUGUGGGGCAAGUUCGUGCCCUCACUAUACAAACGUCUAUAAGCGUCGCGACUUAUUGGAGCAAAAUGAUCUUCGCUAGCCUUGGACGUAUAACCUUUGAACUUGGUUUUAGGCCCUGACUUUUCAAGGGUAUUUGCUCACUGGUCUUUUAUAGCUGAAAAAAGACAAACAAACGCUUCUCUGGAUGACUUGUUUUGUAACAACCCUACUGCUUUCUCAUGUAAACCGUAGGAGCGAGAAGNACCAAUCACAAUGCACGUUCCCACGCUUUGUGCGGAUUGGUUUAGUUUUUCCGCUUCUGCAUGCGACUCCGACCAACCAGUUUUCACUUGAUCGUCAGCAGAAUCAGAACGCUGUUUACAGUAGAUCGUAAAGUUCUACACUUCUGAUUACGACUCCUACACCGACUCCGUCGAUAGUGAAAACCAGCCUCAAAAUAGCUGGUUUCAGUUCUGACCCUUUGUGGGGCUCAACUGACGUAUACGUUACGUUGCAUUUUUAUCGUCAGCUAUGCGGACACCUCUCCAAGUGGAAACUGUCUUCCGGUCCUAUAUGCGAGGUUCGACUGUAUGGACUUAGUGUCUUCUAACAUUUGGCGUAGUGGCGUUUUAAUAUUUAACCAAACAUCUUAUCAGAAAAAAACCUCUUUUUUUUCCUCAGAAAAUCGCGUUGUACCUUUCGUGCAUCAUUCACGACAUUGAUCAUCGCGGUUACAACAACGCGUUCAUGAUCAAAAAUAAGUCUCCACUGAGUCGUCUGUAUUCCACAUCGACCAUGGAAUGGCAUCAUUUUAAGCAGGGAGUUUUUAUCCUCGAGGUAAGACCAUACGUCUUUCCUUACAAUUCUCAAUAGACUCAUCCACCGAUGUUUUCAACCGUUUUGGUUGGGACCUGUUAGCAUAAAUCCAUUACACCGCUGGAAAGAGCAUCUUAAAUCAGCCAAUUUGUUAACUUUUAGAAUGAUUUGUUAAAAACUAACGAAGGUAUAGCUCUGCAAAGUCGCGUAAUUUUACAGACGUUUGUAUGGUGUGGGGCAAGUUCGUGCCCUCACUAUACAAACGUCUAUAAGCGUCGCGACUUAUUGGAGCAAAAUGAUCUUCGCUAGCCUUGGACGUAUAACCUUUGAACUUGGUUUUAGGCCCUGACUUUUCAAGGGUAUUUGCUCACUGGUCUUUUAUAGCUGAAAAAAGACAAACAAACGCUUCUCUGGAUGACUUGUUUUGUAACAACCCUACUGCUUUCUCAUGUAAACCGUAGGAGCGAGAAGGGAAUCAAGGUAGUAUGUUUUAAAACAAGGUCACCCUACAUUUACAUUACCUCAAAGGUUAUGUGGAUACUUCACGUAUAACCAUAAAACUUUCCAGUGCCUUUACCAAUCAUCGAAAGAGCAAAAGUAGUGUCUUUUCGCCGCUGUCUGAGUUAACUCACUGAAAGAUUUGUUUUGGCCCGAAAAUGGUGCUUAACACAGUCUAAUUUGGUGCAAUUUAUCUCUAACUACGACCAAGAUAGUCCAGGUUGUUACUAUGAACUCACAAAAUGAGUCCUAGAGUGGACUGAAGUAAUUAUUUCUGACUGUUUUGACAGGAACUGUUCUCACGAGAAGCCAAAUCAGGGUCCAGAUCUUUCGAAACUGCAUUGUACUUUUUCUUAGUUGCGUUAGUUAGGAUGUUAUCAUGAUCUGCAGUUGGAUCACCUUUAACAAUCUAACUUUCAUGAGAUAUUCCUCUGGGGUAGGUAAAGUUAAGCGUCUAAUUUGAGAUGAAUGCUUAAUGAAACAAUUUUCAAACUAGUUUUAAACUGUGGUUCGAAUAGGCAUUACAGUGAGCUUUAUUGUAAAGGGCUAAAUAGUAAGUCUGUCUUAAUCCCAACAGAGAGACGGUCAUAAUGUUUUGAGUGCUCUUUCCACGAAACAGUUCAAGGAUAUUCUCGAGCUUAUGGAAGAUGCCAUUUUGGCAACAGACUUGAUGUUGUUCUUUGACAACAGAGCAAAGCUUGAAGCGAUUAUUAAGAACGACAAAUUCGGUUGGAGUAUUCCUGAGCACAGGUAAUGUUAAGAAUCUGUUUGUUAAAGUUCACACAAGUGGCAGUCGAAACUGCAUCCAAAACUCAAAGUUAAUUUUUUCAUUGAGAACGAAAGAUCAUGAUGUAGUGGUCAGGACUCGAAACUUUGAUUUAAGUUCUGAAGUCAGCUGCGCGAAAAACCAUCGAUGGUAUUUAGAAGCUAACAGGGAGGUUCCUUUUCAGGAGACUUGUGCGUCGUAUUUUGAUGACUGCGUGUGACCUUUGCACCUCUGCCAAACCUUGGUCCAUUCAAGUUGUUUCCGUCAAGAAGGUGUAUGAAGAAUUCUACCUACAAGUGCGUAUCUUCUCUUCUUCUAUUCCCAUUCAAAUGCAAUCCUGUUUAUGCAGUGCAUGACAUUGUUAUGUUUGCCUUGCUACUUUGGCAUAAAAAUCCUCCCCCUCCCCCAUAUUCACAAGUUUUUGUUAAAAGUACGUUACAAUUUUGAAGUACACUCGUCAAUGUAUCAGUUGCGUGCGAGCAACAGGAGAAAUGAAUCAAUGAACAGUCCAAGUAAGCAAAUUGUUCUUAGGUUAUUGAUUAUUAACCCUCCACCCCCCCAUCACGUUUUCUCUCACAUCAGUUUAAAGAGUUGCGCCCACAGUGGUCACUUGAUGCAAACUCGUCUGUUGAAUGUUUAAGAGGUAUUAUUUCUUAGUGUCCAUUUCUCUGAGUACUACGAUAUCCAAAGACGUCAUUGUAUAUAGAAUUUAAAUGCCUUUGGAUGAAUACACCCUGUAGGAUUGAUCGGAAAAGUUUAAUCAAUAUAUUACGUACAUGAACAGGGUGACGAAGAGAAGCAGAUGGGUUUGACGCCAAUUCCGAUGAUGGAUAGAACCAAGAAACACGAGCUUCCUCAAAGCCAGGUAAGUUAUUAAGCAGCAAUAGAACUGAUACACCCUCAUCAUGCUGCAGCACCUCACUAUCAUCAUCAUCAUCAUCAUCAUCAUCAUCAUCAUCAUCAUCAUCACAGCCACUACUAUCACCAUUGGCAUUACCAUCGUCAUCGUUAUUACUAUCAUCACCAUCACCAUCAGCAGCAACUACAGCUUCAUCGUUACCAGCAGUAGCAGUAACAGCACCACCACCACCAUCCCCUCCGGCGUCGUCGUCGUCGUCGUCAUCAUCGUCAUCAUCAUCAUCAUCAUUAUCAUCAGCAGCAGCAGCUCCACCACCACCACCAUAUUCCUCAUCGUCAUCGUCAUCAUGGUCGUCUUUUUCGCCGUUUCUGACAGAAAUUUAAUUACUUCUUUGUCGCAGCUUCUCAUCCCUACGCAGCUCCAGAUUUAAUGAAUCCCAUGUUUCUCAACCAAAUAGACCUUUAAAGCUUGUUGGGUUGUUUGUUUUAAUAUGAAUUUCAGUCAACAUGAUUUUACUGUGUAUGCAAUAGAACCCCGCCUUCCGACCACCCCAUUAUUAUAACUACCCGUUAUAGACGGCUUUUACUUAGCAUUUCCUCGAAAGCCUUGUUUAUGUGACCACCUCAUUAAGCAUUGGUCCAGCAUUGGUCGCAUCGAAGGCGGUUUUAAAAUCAACAGUUCUCUUUUUCAAACUCACCGUAUUAACCUGUAUAACAUGUAUGCAUACCGAGAGAAAGUCAUAUGGACUAAAGUGUGUAAAAACCACCCAAGUUCUCAAAGAUGCAUUCUCGAAUGUAAAUGGAACAAUUUGAUAAGAAACGCUGUCACGGUAAAAGAAAAUCGAUCAGCUCACACCAGUUUUUUAGGUUACACAAAUUUUUCGCAACACCAGUCAGGCCCCAGUUGUUUAAAACAUGUAUAAUGCUUUCCACCGGAUGCAUAAGUCUUUGAGAGAACUAAUUGUGCUAUUCAGUAGAAGGCAACUGAGGCCAGGUGUAUGUAUAAUCGAUUUUGAACCCAUAAACUCAUUCAGUCAUGUUGAUUUUUUAUACACUCUUUUUAGGUUGGUUUUUUGAAAGGCAUUGUCAAACCCUGUUACUCAGUCCUUGCUAGUGUCCUCCCAAUGCUGGAACCGACACUGGACAUUAUCGAGUAA
This is a messenger RNA of Porites evermanni, 25207 nucleotides long. The record is from the annotation of a GenBank genome assembly. Lineage: Eukaryota; Metazoa; Cnidaria; Anthozoa; Scleractinia; Poritidae.